Chroicocephalus ridibundus (black-headed gull) is the source of this 4836-nucleotide messenger RNA. It is a transcript of the gene DLGAP4, whose product is annotated as DLG associated protein 4. Gene Ontology annotation, molecular function: molecular adaptor activity. The record is from RefSeq and is a predicted model, not a curated record. Gene Ontology annotation, biological process: signaling. Bases 724 to 3855 code for a protein of 1043 amino acids. NCBI's taxonomy places the organism in Eukaryota, Metazoa, Chordata, Aves, Charadriiformes, Laridae. Gene Ontology annotation, cellular component: postsynaptic specialization; glutamatergic synapse. The transcript has 16 exons.
CUCCUCCUCUCCCUCCCUCUUCUCCGCACUGUACUCUCCGGGGGCUCUGGGUACCGCUGCAGCAUCACUCGCCACCUCCAUCCCGGAGGCUGGGAGAGCGGGGCGGAAGGGGAGGGCUGCGGGGGACAAGCUGAAUGAAUGGGCAUCGCCUCGGUGCUGCUGGAGCCUCCGCAUAGGGGCGAGGCGGCCGGACCGCGCCGCGGGCAGGGGGGCAGCGGCGGCCGGCCAGCGGCCGGGACCGGGCCGGGCCGGGCCGGGCCGAGCCGAGCCGGGCCCCCCGCCGGGCCCGCCGCCGCCGCCGCCGGGGCGCUGCGAGGAGCGGGCGCUGCCCCGCCGCGGGACCGCUCCGGGCCGGGCGCCGCCUCCCGCCGUCGCCGACCGAGCCCAAGAAGCCUGGUGAGCACGGUCACCGAGCUGCCGCCUGGCUCUGCCCACCCCGCAGCCAGCGCAUGGACCACCAACGUCCUCCAGCUCGUGAAUGACGGCAGCAUCCUGGCGGAAGAGUCACCUCGGAGAUCAGCGUCUGGACUGUCUUCAUGAGGGACAGCUCUGGAGCCCAGAAGGACACAAGGUGCACAGGAUGCUGAAUCUGGCCUAGUCCCCAAGCCCAGCGAGCUGUGAGAGGUGCAGGGACAUCUGCCAUCUGCGGGGGAGCGGGGUCGGCGCUUCUGCAAGGGCUCUGCCGCACCAUCCCUGAGCGAUGGUCUAGGAAACACUGGGACCAUGAAGGGCUUAGGAGAUAACAGAAGCCGCCACCUCUCUGAUAACCUGGACUCCCCUCAAGACUCUCUUUAUGCGCCCCAGGACAGGAAUCCUUAUCUCCUCAGCCCCACCGACUCUUUCACCAUGGACCCCCGAUUCCCAGCCCAGAACACCCUCCAUGGCGACUGUCUCCUUCCUCUCAACAACCAGAUCUCCAACAGCAGCACCUUCCCCCGCAUCCAUUACAACUCCCACUUCGAGGUCCCAGAUGACAACCCUUUUCCGAGCCAUGCCCAAGCCACUAAAAUCAACCGCCUGCCUGCAAACCUCCUUGACCAGUUUGAGAAGCAGCUGCCCAUCCACAGAGACGGCUUCAGCACCCUCCAGUUUCAGAGGAGCGAUGCGAAGCACCGCAGCGAGAGCCCUGGGCGCAUUCGGCACCUUGUCCACUCUGUCCAGAAGCUAUUCGCCAAGUCCCAGUCUCUGGAGGGCCCCACCAAAGGCAAUGUGAACGGGAAGAAGGGGGCAGAUGACCCCAAGCAAAACCGGAGGAGCAAGAGCAAAGACCGAGCGAAGACCUCCGAGCCCAAGCGCAGGACCAGAUCCAACAUAUCAGGCUGGUGGAGCUCAGAUGACAACUUAGACAGCGAUACCUGCAGCUACCGCAACCCAAUGGGCCUCAUGACAUUGGGGCGGCAGCCGGACCACAGCCAGCCGAAGUAUUUCAUGCACGCUUACAAUACCAUCAGCGAGCACAUGCUGAAAUCCUCCAAGAGCAAUAACGACCUCAAGGUCACCCCUUGCACCAAUAUCCCCAUCAACAAUGACUCCAACUACAUAAAGAGGGGCUCCUGGUCCACGCUGACACUCAGCCAUGCCCGGGAAGUGUGCCAGAAAGCCUCCGCCACAAUCGACAAAGCCUUGCUGAAAUCCAAGUCCUGCCAUCAAGACUUGGCCUACCACUACCUGCAGGAUGUGCCGGCGUGCCCAGUAAGCCCCGCUCUACAGAGCUUCCCCGGAGCGCUGCCUGACGGAGGGCUGUGGGCACAGCUGGGUGGCGUGAGCCCGGCCAGCAGCUGGGCAGCCCCACCGCUCGGCUGGGAGGACACGGGUGCCGCCCCGCUGCAGCCGAGCGAGCCCCCACGGAGGUGGGACCAGCCCCUCAGCCCGGGGCCGACCGACGCAGGCAGCGGCCAGGUGCCUCAGGGGGAGUGGAACAACACGCUGUCUCGGGACAAAGACAGCGAGAUCCCGUGCCGGCGCAUGCGGAGCGGGAGUUACAUCAAAGCCAUGGGGGAUGAUGAUAGCGAAGACUCAGAAACCAGCCCCAAACCAUCCCCGAAAACUGCAGCUCGGAGGCAGAGUUACCUCAAGGCCACCCAACAGUCCCUGAGUGAGCAGAGCACCACACAAAGGAGCCUGGACCGCCUGGACUCUGUUGAGAUCCUCCUACCUCCGAAGUUCCCAACCUGGGAGGAAGAAUACAACCAGAUCCCUGACAGCGUCAAUGAGUCCAGUUGCAUCAGCCAGAUCUUUGGACCCCCCUCACUUAUCCCUCAGAUAUUUACCCAUGGAGAGCAGGCGCCAGAGCCGGAGCUGGGGGAGCAGUACGAGGCGGUCUGCGACUCUACCUACAGCGAGGCCGAGUCGGCUGCCGCGGAGGUGCUGGACCUGCCUCUGCCCAGCUACUUUCGCUCCCGGAGCCACAGCUACCUCCGAGCCAUCCAGGCGGGCUGCUCCCAGGAAGAGGACACGGGCUCCGUCCGCUCCAUCUCCCCACCACCGACGGGCAGCCUCAGCGGCAGCAGGACCUUGCCCACCAACAGCAGUUCAUCAUGCCUAGUGGCAUAUAAAAAGACUCCACCUCCUGUCCCACCUCGGACCACAUCCAAGCCGUUCAUCUCUGUCACUGUGCAGAGCAGCACUGAAUCGGCGCAGGACACCUACCUGGACAGCCAGGACCACAAGAGUGAGGUGACCAGUCAGUCGGGACUCAGCAAUUCUUCGGACAGCUUGGACAGCACUAGGACACCCAGUGUGACGAGGGGGAGCGUCGUGACUCCAGCGAGAGAGACUCCAGAGUUACCCCAGAAAAAUGCAACUUUGAAAAGUGAUAAAGGGACUCUGACUAGCGAAGAGCCUAAAGUGGAGAAUAUCCCCAAAAGAAAGCUGUCGUCUAUAGGAAUACAAGUUGACUGCCUUCAGCCAGUGGCAAAAGAGGAGCCUCCUCCACCAGCCACCAAAUUCCAGUCCAUCGGGGUACAGGUAGAGGACGAGUGGCGAAACAGCCACUCUCGCAGCAUGUCCUCCAAACAGGACACAGACUCUGACACGCAGGAACCUAGUAACUCUAGCUGUAAAUCAUCUGAGAGAAGCCUCGCUGAGUGCCCCCAACACAACAACUCCGUUGGUGUUGAUGCCACUACCAGGCAACCAGCCAAGCCCUCACAGAUUAAGAGAAACCUCUCCUAUGGAGAAAACAAUGACCCAGCCCUGGAGCCUUCCUCUCUCCCUCCUCCUGACCCCUGGCUUGAGACGUCCUCCACCUCGCCAUCAGAACCCACGCAGCCAGGGGCCUGCCGGCGGGACGGGUACUGGUUUCUGAAGCUGCUGCAGGCAGAAACAGAGCGGUUAGAAGGCUGGUGCCGCCAGAUGGACCAGGAGACCAAAGAGAACAAUCUCUCUGAAGAAGUCUUAGGAAAAGUCCUGAGCGCAGUGGGCAGUGCACAGUUACUAAUGUCACAGAAGUUCCAGCAAUUCCACGGCCUCUGUGAACAAAACUUGAACCCUAAUGCCAAUCCCAGACCCACAGCCCAGGACCUAGCCGGGUUUUGGGAUCUCCUGCAGUUGUCCAUUGAAGACAUCAGCAUGAAGUUUGAUGAGCUGUACCACCUGAAAGCUAAUAGCUGGCAAUUGGCAGAGACACCGGAGAGAAAGGAAGAGAAGAAACCACCCCCUCCAGUGCCAAAGAAGCCAGCCAAGUCCAAAUCCCAACUGAACCGGGACAAAGCCUCUGACUCGGACAAGCAGCGCCAGGAAGCUCGCAAGCGUCUCAUGGCAGCCAAGCGGGCCGCCUCUGUCCGGCAGAACUCGGCCACGGAGAGCGCAGAUAGCAUCGAGAUCUACGUACCCGAGGCACAGACCCGUCUUUGAGCAAAGGGGCAGAGGAAGGAACCGUGUGGUUUUUAUAAGUCAUUAAAAAGGAAAAAAAAAAAAAAAAGGUUCUCUCUAAACUAGUGUGAUUUAUUCAGUCUAGAGACAAUGAGCCAUCCUUGAAAAGGGCUCCUGAGUUGGCUUUUUUCUCUCAGCUUUAAGUAAUGAAGAUUUUAAAAAAAGAAAAAAAGAAAAAAAUACCCCUCGUUUUCUCACUGGCUGUGGUGUUGCUGAACGGACUGAACAGACUCCUGGAACCUCCAGCCCCUCGACUUGGAACUUCAGUCUUUUUACUCGUUCUAUCUAAUGAGAAUUAUUAGCUUGUUUACAAGAAGAGGACAAGAAAACAUGAAGCCUUGAGCACUUGCCAUGCUGUGUUCUUCCUCCUCCUCAGUUCCGUUCUCCCUUCUCAUCCUUUAUUUUUUCCCUCCUCCGGCUCCCUUUAUCCCACCUUUUGCAUGGCUUCGUUUACCGUGUUAGAAAUAACCUCUCUUCCACAGAGCUCCCGAAGAGAACACCCAUUCAGUGUGUACUACUGUUGCACUCUGCUAGCAAGCAGCCUUUCUUGGGGUUUGGUUUUUUUUGUUUGUUUUGUUUUCCUUUCGAUGGGGAUAUUGGGGUGGGGGGAGGACGGGGUGGGCAGGGACAGGACAGCGGGUGCGUAUUCCUCUGUUUUAUUGAAGUGAGAGGAUGAGACAGGGUCUGUGGAAUGUAAUUGCGGAGUCGUUGAAACGCAGCCCCGGAAGCAAAUGUGCAAUAAGCUGGCGAAGGGGGAAGGGACGGCGCUUGGCUGGCUGAUCCCGGGAGAGCAGGACCCCACUCCAGGCACGGGAGGGGAGCGGAAGGACCACAGAGCAACUACAGGCACGAUCCACACACGCUUCACUUUGAUUUUUCUCCUCUUCCCUUUGCAAAAUUCUUUUCCUUGACUUGCUUGUUGAGAAAGAAGCUGCUACACUGGGGGGUGGGGGGGGUGUACCU